Penicillium chermesinum is the source of this 1341-nucleotide messenger RNA. RefSeq lists its product as uncharacterized. Gene Ontology annotation, biological process: transmembrane transport; carbohydrate transport. NCBI's taxonomy places the organism in Eukaryota, Fungi, Ascomycota, Eurotiomycetes, Eurotiales, Aspergillaceae. The transcript is spliced from 2 exons. The record is from RefSeq and is a predicted model, not a curated record. Gene Ontology annotation, molecular function: carbohydrate:proton symporter activity. The coding region runs from base 1 to 1341 and encodes 446 amino acids. Gene Ontology annotation, cellular component: membrane.
AUGCCCGGUGGCUCGUUUGUUGGUGCGCUGGUCUCCGGUUUCCUGACGGAUUGGCUGGGCCGCAAACGUGCUAUUCAAGGCGGCUCCAUCAUCUGGUGUAUCGGAAGCGCAAUCGUGUGUUCCUCGUUCAGCAUCGGCCAGCUGGUGGUAGGCCGUUUCAUCAACGGUCUUUCGGUCGGUGUUCUCAGCGCCCAAGUUCCGGUCUAUGUCGCCGAAUUGGCCCAGCCCAGUAAACGUGGUCAAGUGGUCGGAGCCCAGCAGUGGGCCAUCACGUGGGGUAUCUUGAUCAUGUUCUACAUCUCCUAUGGAAGCAGCUUCCUGGAUGGCCCUGCCGCGUGGCGUCUCCCCUGGGGCUUGCAGAUGAUUCCCGCGGUCUUCCUCUUCUUCAUGUUCUUCCUGCUGCCCGAAAGUCCCCGCUGGCUCGCGAAGCAUGAUCGCUGGGAGCAGGCUCAUGAGGUCUUGGCUCUGGUCCACGCCAAGGGAGACCACUCUGCCCCGUUCGUUCUGACUGAGCUGCAAGAGAUCCGGGAGAUGGUCGAGUUUGAGCGCCGGAACAAGGACGCAUCUUAUGUCGAGCUGUUUAAGCCCCACAUGAUCUUCCGGACUCAUAUCGGAAUGUUCACCCAAAUUUGGUCCCAGCUCACCGGAAUGAACGUUAUGAUGCUGUACAUCACCUAUGUUUUUGGAAUGGCUGGCCUGUCCGGAAACGCCAAUCUGAUUGCCUCUUCGAUCCAAUAUGUGAUCAACGUGGUCAUGACCAUCCUUGCCCUGCUCUUCAUUGAUCGCUGGGGCCGCCGAACUCCUCUACUUGUCGGUUCUACCCUCAUGAUGAUCUUCAUGUUUGCCAACGGAGGUAUCAUGAAGUCAUACGGCAAGCCGGCCCCGCCUGGCGGGGUGGACCACGUUGCGGAGGAAUCUUGGGACUUGUCCGACGCGCCCGCGGCAGCGAAAGGGGUGAUUGCCUGCACCUAUCUGUUUGUCGCGAGUUAUGCGCCAACUUGGGGCCCUGUCAGCUGGAUCUACCCUCCAGAGCUUUACCCAUUGCGUCUCCGUGAACAUCAAAUGGAAGACCUACCUGGUGUUUGGUGUAUUCUGUUUCGCGAUGACAGUGCACGUGUUCUUCUGCUCCCGGAAACUGCUGGCAAGACCCUCGAAGACGUGGAAACCAUGUUCACCACCCCCGGGCUGCGGGCAUGGAAGACCAAUGUCCAGUUCCGACAUGUCCGACAGCUGGAGCAAGGGGCCAUUCAAUCAGAGAAGCUCGCAGACUUGCAGGCCGAGCCUGGUGUCUCUCAUCAGGAGUCCGCAGACAAGGAGACCUCGGUGACCCCCAAGGUGUAA